UGAGAAAGAUGGGCAAAGAAAACUUGGGAGCUGAAGGUAGAGAGGAGGAAGAAGUGAGGUUAGGUAUAGACCGCCGAUAAAGAAAGCGGGAGGGAAUAGCCUCCCUCUUUUCUUGGCCCGGCUCUUCAAACCAUCUCUUUCUUCCGCUCCCCAAUAUAUUAAAAUUCCUUCUCCUCUCUCGUCAUCACCUCUGUUGCUACUUGCCAGUCCACGCAACAUUCCCCCCACUUUCUCUCGCCUUUCUUUUCUUUAAUCCUCUCUUUCUCUUAUCAACUGCCAUCUUAUAUUCCGUCCUAUUUCUCUCGAGUCUCGACAUUCUGCCUUGGUUCUCCACCCUUACAAUUUCUCUCAAUCUUCGCUGCUUCUAUUUCUCUCCCAAUUUUGGGGAACACGGAAACAAAUUCCCCAUGGAUUCUCAAGUCUCUGUAGCUCUUGCUCUUUCACUCGUGGGUGGUUUGAGUACUUCUAUCGGGGCACUAUUUGUAAUAAUUAAUCAAUCUCCCAGUUUGAAGAUGCUUGGGCUAUUACAGGGUUUUGCUGCAGGUUUGAUGCUGAGUAUAUCAUUCUUUGAUCUUGCUCAUAAUGCUUUGAACUCACUUGGCUUCUUCAAAGGCAACCUUUGGUUUUUUGCGGGUGUCAUAUUCUUUGCUGUCGUGGCCAAUUUUAUCCCAGAGCCAACACUUGCUCCUGCUUCAGAUGUGAAGAGUAGAAAGAAAAAUGAGGAUGACGGAGGCAAGGACAUAAUGAAGAAGCGUCGCCGCCAAGUUUUAUUUAGUGGGAUUAUUACAGCUAUAGGUAUAAGUUUACAUAAUUUUCCAGAAGGAAUGGCCGUGUUUCUUGGAUCCAUGAAGGGCCUUCGUGUUGGUCUUAACCUAGCAUUGGCCAUUGCUCUACACAAUAUCCCUGAGGGUGUUGCGGUUGCGCUUCCUGUUUAUUUUGCAACGCAGAGUAAGUGGCAGGCAUUCAAAUUGGCUUCUCUUUCUGGCUUUGCUGAACCCCUGGGAGUUGUUAUUGUUGCCUAUUUAUUCCCUAGCAGCUUAAGUCCUGAGAUUCUUGAAGGUUUGCUUGGAUCAGUUGGGGGAGUCAUGGCUUUUUUAACACUGCAUGAAAUGCUGCCAUUGGCGUUUGAUUAUGCGGGACAGAAGCAAUCUGUUAAGGCGGUCUUUUGUGGGAUGGCUUUCAUGUCUGCAAGCCUAUAUUUUCUGAGCAUCAGUUUACCAGAGGAGAUGAACUUGUAGCUGGGACAUCUGUUUUCCAAAAUGUGACGCCUUCCCCGCGUAUCAUUGGCGUAUCUUCUAGCGUUGACAUCGACUGCCUAGUAGCAUUAUCCCUACCGAUUUGAGACGCCUGAAGUGUCAAUAAAAAAGGCGAGAAUGUACAGUCAUCUUCGGAGGAUAUCUAUCAGACAGACAGCAAUAUAGAGAUGCAUUUCCGACUUUACCUUGGAGAAGGAUGUACAAAUAAUUUGAAAAUACUAACAACAACAACAACAACAAUAUAAGCUGUCUCUAAUAUUUUAUCAGAACUCCUAUUCUGCGCCCACCAUGUGGAUAUGGAAAAAGUUCACGAUUUGCAGAUAAUUAAAAGGUGUUUUUAAUGUAUCAAUGGAAUGGAAGUACCUGUUCAGUGUUCA
Prosopis cineraria is the source of this 1633-nucleotide messenger RNA. Its product is annotated as zinc transporter ZTP29-like. Gene Ontology annotation, biological process: zinc ion transmembrane transport. The coding region runs from base 408 to 1238 and encodes 276 amino acids. Gene Ontology annotation, molecular function: zinc ion transmembrane transporter activity. The transcript has 12 exons. NCBI's taxonomy places the organism in Eukaryota, Viridiplantae, Streptophyta, Magnoliopsida, Fabales, Fabaceae. The record is from RefSeq and is a predicted model, not a curated record. Gene Ontology annotation, cellular component: membrane.